Molecule: messenger RNA, 1170 nt
Organism: Peniophora sp. CBMAI 1063
Lineage: Eukaryota; Fungi; Basidiomycota; Agaricomycetes; Russulales; Peniophoraceae
Source: the annotation of a GenBank genome assembly
AUGUCCGAUUCAGACGACGAGGACUCCCAGACUUCGGCCGUAGUGCCUCUGGGACCUUUUGCGCAUAGCUGUGGCUACUGUAGCCCUGCAGGUGAAAGGAGCGCGGCCAAGAGCUCCGUUAACGCCGCGACGCUCGAAGCUCUCCGGCUGACGUGCGACGUUUACCAGAAGAUGAUCGACCGCGGCUGGAGGAGAUCGGGCACGUACUGCUACAAGCCAGACUUGCGCGCGUCGUGCUGUCCUCAGUAUACGAUCAAACUAGACGCGAAGACGUUUCAGCCGAGCAAGAGCCAGCGGAAGGUCAUCAACAAAUGGAACAAGUUCAUUCUCGAGGGUGAUCUUGGGGGUGAUAUACCCGUGGACGGAUCAAGCGCCACACGAAAACCCGCAAAGCGCCAGCAGCCCUUUGAUCUAGUUCGCGACCUGCAUGCUUCAGAAAAGCCCUUCCUAGACGCUGAUGCUCGACCAGCUCACGAGUUCACGGUGACUCUUGAGCUCGCUAGAUACACCGACGAGAAGUUUGCGCUUUACCAGAGCUAUGAAGCCAACAUUCACCACAAGCCCGAAAAGCAAAAGACGUCAUUCACAGAGUUCCUUUGCGAUUCUCCGCUCCUUACUAGCCCGAUGACAUAUCCGGCGACUGCACCCGCACAUCUACCCACUGAAUACGGCUCAUAUCACCAGCUCUACCGCCUUGAUGGCAGACUCAUCGCUAUGGGCGUCAUCGACAUCCUGCCCUCGUGCGUGUCGAGCGUGUACUUCAUGUGGGAGAAAGAGUUUGAGAAGUACUCUCUUGGGAAACUGAGUGCCAUGCGCGAGGUGGCGCUCGCGCGGGAGAUCGCCGAAGCGGGCGCAGAAGGAAUGGAAUAUCUAUACAUGGGCUUUUACAUUCACUCGUGCCCCAAGAUGCGUUACAAAGGCGAAUACAGCCCCUCCUACCUCGCCGAUCCGGAAGACUUUUCAUGGCACCGACUCGAACCCUGCCUAAAGCAACUGGAGACGCAUCGAUACGCAUGCUUUUCGAAACCUGAGCAUUCGUUGAGGAUUGGCGAACCUCCGCCCGAGGCGUCCAGUCUGAGAGCGGGUUCAUUCAAGCAGCGCGCGGCGGCUGUUAUCGAGGCCCUUGGGUUGGAGGUUGCCAGACAGGUCGACUUUUAUAGUGCUUAUUAA